Messenger RNA from Bactrocera oleae (olive fruit fly), 960 nucleotides. RefSeq lists its product as uncharacterized. The record is from RefSeq and is a predicted model, not a curated record. Gene Ontology annotation, cellular component: extracellular region. Gene Ontology annotation, molecular function: chitin binding. Lineage: Eukaryota; Metazoa; Arthropoda; Insecta; Diptera; Tephritidae.
CCCAUAAACGAAUCAGUGAACGAGUCGUUGGUGUGAAUUAAACAACAACAAAAAUGUUAUUAUCCUUUACAUAUAACUUUGCCGUUAUUCUUUUAUUCACACUACAAAUAAUUGCACCGACAAUUGCGCGCGUUAUAAGUGAUUGUGACAGCGUUGUAUUGGAAACAACGGAAUAUAUACCAAAUUCAAAUACAGCAUGUAAUUCUCGUUAUCCAUAUAUUUACUGUAAUGGUGAAGCGUCGGCUUACUGUACACAGGAUGAAUGUUUGGACGAUUACCAGUGUGAGAGUGACGAUAUAAGUGAAUUAUCGGGAGAGGAACAGGUGUCAGCAGCAUCCGCUGAACCCACAGUAAUAACGACUGAGAGUACCGCUACAACACCUAAAAGAACAACAAUAGUAACAACCAUCACUACGCAGGGUACAACUAGUACAGCUACAACAACGGAAGAAAUACCAAUAACAACGAAAACAACAGCAACUACUCCAAAUAUCCCAAUAACAACAAAAUCUCUACUUACAACAACAAUAGACUCACAAAAUAUCAAAAAUCUUUGCCGUGCAGGUGUCUUCGCCAAUUAUUCCUAUCCGAGGAAUUGCCGUUAUUACUAUCGUUGCACUAACGGUUAUUUCUUAUUACAGGAGUGUGGCUAUUUAAUGUUCUUCGAUGCGUACGCUGGUUAUUGUAAGAGCGCCAGAGAGGCGCGGUGUGUAAGCCGACUGAUUAGGGUAUGAAUUUUGAUUAAAAGGGCAGUCGAGUCUAGAGCCCCCGAAAAAGAUCUUACUUUUAGGAUCUAUGAUGAGAAUAAGGAAAAAGAGAAGAAUAUCUCUCUUUCAGGAUUUGUUAAACAUGUAUUUGAGUAUAUAAAAGAGGAGAGAGAAUUGUUAGAUGAAGUUAAGUAGUGUAAAAGUUUUGUAGGGUAAUAUUAAAAGUAAUAAAUUAUUUAUUUGAAUUUUAAAU